AUGUCACACUCAAUUCAUUCAUCAAUCAAGGAUAUUCAAAAGGAUAUGUACUUUGGCACCGAGGUGCUCAAUCGUGUUUCAUUUCUUCGUGAGGAUAAUGAGUUUAUUUCAAAGUCUAUUUUCCAUCCAAGCACCAGGUUUAUUUUUUUCAACAGACAGCAACCAUUGGUAUAUCGUCAAUACGGAACAAAACUUGCAACAUUGACCAAUGGCAAUAACCAAAUCAACAUAGACGAGUUAACUCCAGGGGUUCACGAUAAGUUGGGAUACAUGGGUAACACACAGUUUCUUUCUGGCGGAUUAUAUGAUAACAUUCCAAACUGGAGAGAUAUCUUGAGUACAUGGAAUGAAGAUAACAAGCACCAUAACCCGGAUUUGAGAUCAGGUGAGAAGCCCGUUUUUUUGUUUAUGGGACUUUUAGACGAGUCUAUUGGGUUAGAUAUCAAUACAUUGAAGGGAGAAGAAGCUGAGGACAGCGAUAUUUCUAAACUUUCAAACGAAGACGGAGAGAAGUAUUUGGAUCAUCAAGGAAGGUAUCAAGGUAUUGCAUACUACGCAGUGGAUGUCACCAAGAACCACGAACUCAGUAAACAAUUGGUUGAGUUUGUUAACAACUCCAUCAACGAGAAGGACAGGACAACUCUGACACCAGAGGAAAAUGGCGUGUACUAUACACAUUCCAGAAAGCAUUUCCUUUCCUUUGAGCACAAGGAGGCAAGCCUAUACAGUCAUGGUGCAAUGUUUUUCAAUUGGCUCAAGACCAACAAGUUUUGUCCUGGAUGUGGCCAUCCAACUAUACCAAUACAUGCUGGAGGAAAAUUGGUUUGUACCAAUGAAGAAAAGACAAAACCAAGACACUCAUCUACUGCGUCGUCUGCUAGCUCCACUGGUUCACCAGAUAAGUUGGAACCGCGAUUUGCCUGCCCUGUUCGGAGCGCAACAGUGUCAAACGUGCUGUUUCCACGUACUGAUAUGGCCAUCAUUUCCAUUAUCACCAACCGUGAUAGAAGCAAGAUCCUUUUGUCUCUUGGAAGGCGCCAUGCUGCCACCAAGAUGUAUUCAUGUACAGCAGGGUUUAUGGAACCAAGUGAAACCGUUGAAGUAGCAACAAAGCGAGAGAUUUGGGAGGAAACCGGUGUCACUUGUGAUGAAGUGCAAAUUGUGAUGACUCAGCCUUGGCCAUUUCCUUCCAAUCUUAUGAUUGGGUGUAUGGGUAUCGUAGAUUUCAAUGACAAGAAUGAAGUGAUUCACUUGGGGCAUGACAAUGAGCUUUUGGAUGCAAGAUGGUUUGAUGUGCUGUUUGUGCGAAAACUAGUGUACCCAGACGAAAUCGAAGAAGAGGAAAAAGACUCCUUCAACCCCGAGGGGAUCCUCAUACCAAUGUCGGAGUCUAUAGCGUUUUCGUUGAUCAAAUUAUGCGUCGAUGAGGCAAAAAAGAAGCAUAAACUCUGA
This is a messenger RNA of Lodderomyces elongisporus, 1452 nucleotides long. RefSeq names its product NAD(+) diphosphatase (gene NPY1). The coding region runs from base 1 to 1452 and encodes 483 amino acids. The transcript has a single exon. Gene Ontology annotation, cellular component: peroxisome; cytosol. The record is from RefSeq and is a predicted model, not a curated record. Gene Ontology annotation, biological process: NADP+ catabolic process; NAD+ catabolic process. NCBI's taxonomy places the organism in Eukaryota, Fungi, Ascomycota, Pichiomycetes, Serinales, Debaryomycetaceae. Gene Ontology annotation, molecular function: NADH pyrophosphatase activity; metal ion binding.